Molecule: messenger RNA, 866 nt
Organism: Camelina sativa (false flax)
Lineage: Eukaryota; Viridiplantae; Streptophyta; Magnoliopsida; Brassicales; Brassicaceae
Gene: PROPEP6
Product: elicitor peptide 6 precursor
Biological process (GO): innate immune response
Source: RefSeq, a predicted model, not a curated record
UAAAAAUAACUAAAUUUUUUAGUAAUAUCCUUAGAAUGCACCGACUAAUACAUUAAUCUCUUUUAAAGUUUUUUUUUUUUUUGGUUCAAGUUAUUACGUUACUUAAGUCAUGAAUAAAAAAAUGUAAAAAUCUGAAUGUAUAUAGUUUAUAUUUUAUAAGGGUAUUAAAUGAAAGGUAGGGUGUGUGUGUAAGAACACAGAGAAGCAGGUGAGGUCAAACUAGACACAACACUUAAUGCAUUGAGCAGAAGAAAGAAGAAGAAGAAGAAGAAGAAGAAGAAGAAGAAGAAGAAGAAGAGAGAACUUUAAAAAAAAAAAUGGAAGUCAAUGGAGAAGAAGAGAGAAGAAGUAGAAGAGAAGAUGAAGAAAAAGAAGAUUACUACUCUCUUCUCAACUCUCCAUGUUCUAUUUGUCACAAAGUUGUUCAAGCCAUAUUGAAGUGUCUUGGUCUUGAUUCAUCACCAAUACCACCACACUCAUCAUCAUCUUCAUCAUCAUCACCAUCACUAGUAGAAGAAGAAGACACAGGAACUGAUGAACUCGUAGAAGAAACAGGAUUUAUGGCGAGGAUCACAGGAGUGUUAAGAAGGAGACCAAGACCACCUUACAGCUCAGGACGACCUGGUCAAAACAAUUGAUUUCUGAUAAACACUUGUUUUGUGUCUCUGUGUGUGUCUUCUUCUUGUUUAAAAACUCACUUAUGAUCUUUGAAAUUUCUUUACUUGAAUUUUUGUUUUCUGCGAAUGGUUUGCUUUUUAGUUUAUGUUUUACAUGCUUUAUUUAUUUGAAAGAAGACAAAACUGGUAACUCUUUUGUAACAUAGUUUUCAUGUUUACCUACUAAUAAAAUACGUGACUUACUGAUUA